Monomorium pharaonis (pharaoh ant) is the source of this 937-nucleotide messenger RNA. RefSeq lists its product as uncharacterized. NCBI's taxonomy places the organism in Eukaryota, Metazoa, Arthropoda, Insecta, Hymenoptera, Formicidae. The transcript is spliced from 2 exons. Bases 372 to 749 code for a protein of 125 amino acids. The record is from RefSeq and is a predicted model, not a curated record.
AUAAGUUAUAAAUUGAAAUUUAUUUUAAUCGAUCAAAGUGCGUUUAAUAAUUUUUUCUUUUUUUUUUUUAAUUGAAGCAAUAAUAAAUCGAAUAAGAGGGAGUGUUUAAUUAAGCUAUUGAAAGAAUUGUUUUCGUAGAAAUUUUAACGCAAAAUCUGUCGCCGUACGCUGGCGCCCUCAGCAAAUGAGACGGUUGGAGCGAAAAACACAAUGAGCCAUCUCGAAAAUUUCAAGACUCGCGAUACAUAUCGCUCCUCGAUUGAAUUCGCGAUCCGAAACAAUUUUACUUUUAUAUUGAAUGGAGGCAACGUUUGGCUCAAUUGCACUUCGUAAACAAAUGUUUUCUAUUUAUAAAUAUACGCAAAAUAUAAAUGGGAGAUAAAGAACGGACAGAUCUGACUACUGUGAAGAUAUCCGCGUCGACCGUUUCGAGAAUCGCAACGACACAUGCGUCGACAGCGUUUGAAUCGCGCGCAGUUAACCGCGAGACGCGCCAUGUUGAAGUCAAAGUGUUCGAAUCAUCCCGUCAGUCGCGUCUCACGGUGCUCGUCCGAAACCGAAUCUCGUGCGCUAAUUAUCGGGAUGUACAUCUCGCACAGCAUUGGAAUCUGCUUCUGCUGUUUCCUGGAGAAUCCAUCGCAGUUUCGGCUUCAACUCAUUUGCUCGCCGAGGAUGCAGUUGCAGCGACGAAGGUGCAACUGCUGUGUGAUCGUUACCAGGUAUGUGCGUGUAUUACAUCCUGGUUUUAAGUUUGAACGGGAAGUAUACUUUAAAAAUUAAAUAUGAUUUUUAAUUACAGCCGUACUCAGUAUCGUCGUAUUCAGAUUAUCCUGUGUUUUCUUACGAUUUAAACAUUGAAUCUUGUGCACGAAAAAUCAUCGCAAAUUUCGAAGAUUUUUCGUUAACACGUUAAGCGCCAUUAUUAUCAUUAACAUUG